GAAGCAGAGCCAAAGAGAAAGGCAGAUUUUAAGAGUUUGUGGAUAUCAAAACCAAAACGAACAAAUGAACUUGUUGGAAUGUUUUAUCUUUGCGGUGGUUUCCAUUCUUAUAACAGGAGUUAGACGUGUGGUGACGUACACUGAAGUAAUUGCUGCAGAAGGCUCGCAGGCUGUGCUACCCUGUCAGUACCCUGCACCACUGAUCAGCCAUCCACUUAUCAUUGUCUGGAGUCACAUGGAAAAAAGCACUAUUUGGAGAAAGGAACGGAACGGUCUGGAGUACCGGGGUUCCAAAUGGUCCCAGCGUGUGCAGUGCCCCCACAACCAGUAUGACAAGGGUAAAUUCAACCUUCAGAUUAACAGCGUGACUGAGGAGGAUGGAGGGCUUUACUCUUGUAAGCUGGAUGAUGGAAAGCAUGACAAUCAGGUCAUGCUCAGAAUUAUUAAAGUGUCCAUCAGUCCACCAGAUCCUAUUUCAGGGACUUACGCUUCACUCAGUUGUUCGCUGACACCCUGGCGUCAUGGAGUUUCUGUGGAGUGGAGGCUGAACAACACUCCAUAUUUUCCUCAGACUAGAACCAUCUGGAGUAAAGAGAAUGCUUUAAAGAAUUUAAGAGUAACUGAGAAAGAGAGUGGAACCUGGACCUGCGUCGUGAGUUACGAUGGAAAUAAGGGGCAAGCUUCAGCAACUAUGUCUGUGAAAGGAAUCAUCCAACCACCCAAAGAUAAUGCCAAGGUUUAUGCUGCUGUGGGGUCUGCAGUCACUCUCCCCUGUGUGUUCACCCCCAAUUUAAGACCUUUAAGCUCAGGCUGGAAGAAAGUGAAUGCUGGGGGUCCAUCUGCUCGCGACCUCCAACUUCUUUCUUUGCCUCUGUCCUCAUCACCUGCUCGACUCCGCUGGGAUAAGUCCAUCCAUAUUAGUGAGGUCACGUAUGAGGAUGAAGGAAACUACACAUGUGCUGGGACCGUAGGAUCGCAAAGGCUGACUCGGACUAUGCAGCUUGUUGUUGCUAAAGUUGUCCCAUUAAAGGAAAAACACUCUAUGACGCUGACCUGCCAACUGGCCGACGCAAGCGAGGUCAUCAAAUACGAGUGGGUUCAUGUGACUUACGACCAAAAUGGCACAGCGUUAACCGGACCCAUCUGGGAGGGGAAGGAUGUAACUAUUAGUGACGGGUCAGAGGAGAGCUGGAGCGAAUGGACAUGCAGCUUCUAUGGGAAAGAAGGCCUUUUGGGAAAUGUAACAUACAACAUUCACCUGAUGAGUGGUCUGAGUGGGCGGAAAUCCUCGGGUCUCUCAAAUAACACCGCCACCGUGGUCGGACUCAGCUUUCUCCUUGCUGUUCUGCUCCUCAUACUGGCUCAGAUGUACAAAAACCACCAAAGGAGGAAAAGGAUCUUCCAGUACCCUGCCCUGGAGACCAUUGUUCACACCAUCUCCAACGAGCGGGAGGAGAGAGAGAGGAACCGAGAGAAAAAUUAAAGACAUAUAAAAUUCAAGACUUCGCUGGAAGAAUUUCAGAGCACUAAACUGAAGUGAAAUCUUUUGCCGCCUGCAAUAUUUUUGAGAGACUCUUGUUUACACAGAUUUUGUAAAUAUUUUCAGAGCAGAUACUGUAGCAAUGCUGCUUCAUUCAAAAAAAAAAAAAAUGAAGUGCAUGAUAUCCUUUAUUUCAACUGUAAAUGUUUUUAACUGUUUGUGUGUGAUGAUUUAUUUGCUUGUAUAUGACAAA
Archocentrus centrarchus (flier cichlid) is the source of this 1733-nucleotide messenger RNA. It is a transcript of the gene lag3, whose product is annotated as lymphocyte activating 3. The record is from RefSeq and is a predicted model, not a curated record. Gene Ontology annotation, biological process: positive regulation of ERK1 and ERK2 cascade; T cell activation; interleukin-15-mediated signaling pathway. Gene Ontology annotation, molecular function: MHC class II protein binding; protein tyrosine kinase binding. Gene Ontology annotation, cellular component: external side of plasma membrane; membrane raft. The transcript is spliced from 8 exons. Bases 65 to 1483 code for a protein of 472 amino acids. NCBI's taxonomy places the organism in Eukaryota, Metazoa, Chordata, Actinopteri, Cichliformes, Cichlidae.